Medicago truncatula (barrel medic) is the source of this 833-nucleotide messenger RNA. Its product is annotated as calmodulin-like protein 3. Lineage: Eukaryota; Viridiplantae; Streptophyta; Magnoliopsida; Fabales; Fabaceae. Gene Ontology annotation, molecular function: calcium ion binding. The record is from RefSeq and is a predicted model, not a curated record. The coding region runs from base 219 to 677 and encodes 152 amino acids. The transcript has a single exon.
CAUUCUGAAAGACCAUUGCCAACCUUGUAGUUAAGGUUCUGGUUUUUUCUCCCCACAAUCUCAUAUCCUUAGCUACCAUCUCUCAAUGUCAUCACGUUAGUUUAUUUGCAUAUUCUUUUCUGAUCCUAAUAAAUUUUCCAUUUUAAAAAAAUCCAUAUAUUUGCUCUAGUUAUUGUCCUCCUUGAUUUUUGUUUGAUUACUUUUUCUACAAGCGAUCAAUGGAUCAAGGAGAACUUGCACGAAUUUUUCAAAUGUUCGACAAAAAUGGGGAUGGUCGUAUUACAAAGAAAGAGCUUAGCGACUCAUUACAAAAUCUUGGAAUUUGCAUCUCUGAAGAAGAUUUGGUUCAAAUGAUUGAAAAAAUCGACGUAAAUGGAGAUGGAUAUGUUGACAUUGACGAAUUUGGUGAGUUAUACCAAACAAUAAUGGAUGAAAAAGAUGAGGAGGAGGAUAUGAAAGAGGCAUUCAAUGUGUUUGAUCAAAAUGGAGAUGGGUUCAUAUCGGGGGAGGAAUUAAGCGCGGUGUUAUCUUCUUUGGGCUUAAAGCAUGGAAAAACUUUAGAAGAUUGCAAAAAUAUGAUCAAGAAAGUUGAUGUGGAUGGUGAUGGAAUGGUUAACUUCAAAGAAUUUCAGCAAAUGAUGAAGGCUGGAGCUUUUGCUGCUGAUUCAUUGAGUUGAUGCAUGGUAGAGGGUGUGUAAGUGGUUUUCUCUUUUAUGGUUAGAUUAUUUUUGUUGCACAUAAAAGAAGAAAAACAAAAUGCCCUUUGUAGAAUAUUAUGUAUCAUGUUCAAACGGAAAGGGGGAAAAUUAUAUAUCGAUUGGUGAUUAUAUUUG